Messenger RNA from Lepus europaeus (European hare), 3461 nucleotides. RefSeq names its product MMS19 homolog, cytosolic iron-sulfur assembly component (gene MMS19). The record is from RefSeq and is a predicted model, not a curated record. The transcript is spliced from 31 exons. Gene Ontology annotation, cellular component: MMXD complex; cytosolic [4Fe-4S] assembly targeting complex. Bases 19 to 3099 code for a protein of 1026 amino acids. Gene Ontology annotation, biological process: iron-sulfur cluster assembly. NCBI's taxonomy places the organism in Eukaryota, Metazoa, Chordata, Mammalia, Lagomorpha, Leporidae.
CGGUCGCUCGUUAGCGUCAUGGCUCCCCAGGAGGCGGCGGCGCCUACGGGCCCCCUGUGGGGACUCGUGCAAGACUUCGUCAUGGGUCAGCAGGAGGGCCCCGCUGACCAGGUGGCUGCAGAUGUGAAAUCUGGCAGCUAUUCAGUGUUGCAAGUGGUGGAAGCCCUUGGAUCUUCUCUGGAGAACCCAGAACCCAGGACUCGGGCACGAGGAAUCCAGCUUUUGUCACAGGUGCUACUCCAGUGUCACUCUCUGCUCCUGGAGAAGGAAGUUGUACACCUGAUCCUGUUCUAUGAGAAUCGACUGAAGGACCAUCAUCUUGUGAUCCCAUCUGUCCUGCAGGGUUUGAGGGCACUUAGCCUGUGUGUAACCCUGCCCCCAGGGCUGGCCGUCUCUGUGCUUAAGGCCAUCUUCCAAGAGGUACACGUACAGUCCUUGCCACAGGUGGACCGACACACAGUCUAUAGUAUCAUCACCAACUUCAUGCAAAUCCGGGAAGAAGAGCUAAAGGGCCUAGGAGCUGACUUCACCUUUGGCUUCAUCCAGGUGAUGGAUGGGGAAAAAGAUCCCCGUAAUCUUCUGGUGGCCUUCCGUAUCGUCCAUGACCUCAUCUCCAGAGACUAUAGCCUGGGACCCUUUGUGGAGGAGUUGUUUGAAGUGACUUCUUGCUAUUUCCCUGUUGAUUUCACGCCUCCACCUAAUGAUCCCCAUGGAAUCCAGAGAGAGGAUCUCAUCCUGAGUCUUCGAGCUGUGCUGGCUUCUACAUCACGAUUUGCUGAGUUCCUGCUGCCCCUGCUAAUUGAGAAGGUGGAUUCCGAGAUUCUCAGUGCCAAGCUGGAUUCUCUGCAGACUCUGAAUGCUUGCUGUGCUGUGUAUGGACAGAAGGAACUGAAGGACUUCCUCCCCAGCCUUUGGGCUUCUAUCCGCAGAGAGGUGUUCCAGACGGCAAGUGAGCGGGUGGAGGCAGAGGGCCUGGCGGCCCUCCACUCCCUGACUGCGUGUUUGUCUCGCUCUGUGCUGAGGGCUGAUGCUGAGGACCUCCUUGACUCCUUCCUUAGCAACAUUCUACAGGACUGCAGGCAUCAUCUCUGUGAACCGGACAUGAAAUUGGUGUGGCCUAGUGCCAAACUGUUGCAGGCAGCUGCAGGUGCAUCUGCGCGGGCCUGUGACCACAUCACCAGCAACAUUCUGCCUUUACUGCUGGAACAGUUCCACAAGCACAGUCAGAGCAACCAGAGGCGGACAAUCCUGGAAAUGAUCCUGGGUUUCUUGAAGCUGCAGCAGAAAUGGAGCUAUGAAGACAAAGAUGAAAGGCCUCUGAGUGCUUUCAAGGACCAGCUGUGCUCACUGGUAUUCAUGGCCCUAUCAGACCCCAGCACUCAGCUUCAGCUUGUUGGCAUCCGUGCACUCACAGUCUUGGGUGCCCAGCCAGAUCUCCUAUCUUCUGAGGACUUGGAGCUGGCAGUGGGUCACCUACACAGACUGAGUUUCCUGGAGGAGGAUUCCCAGAGUUGGGUGGCAGCACUGGAAGCAUCAGGAGCCCUGGCCACACUCUACCCUGUGGCCUUCAGCAGCCACCUAAUACCCAAGCUUGCUGAGGAGCUACACAUAGGGGAGUCAGACUUGGCUAGAGGGGAUGGGCCCACCAAGCCCUGCCAGCAUCUGCGCUGUCUACAAGCCCUGUCAGCUGUUUCAACACAUCCCAGCAUUGUCAAGGAGACACUGCCUCUGCUGUUGCAGCAUCUCUGCCAGAUGAACAGAGGAAAUAUGGUUGCAGGACCUAAUGAAGUUAUUGCCAUCUGUCAGAGCCUCCAGCAGGUGGCAGAAAAAUGCCAGCAGGACCCUGAGAGCUGCUGGUAUUUCCACCAGACAGCUAUCCCUUGCCUGCUUGCCCUGGCUGUGCAGGCUUCCAUGCCAGAGAAGGAGCCCUCUGUCCUGAGAAAAGUGCUGCUGGAGGAUGAGGUAUUGGUCGCCAUGGUGUCUGUUAUUGGCACUGCCACCACCCACCUGAACCCUGAAUUAGCUGCCCAGAGUGUUACCUGCAUUGUACCCCUCUUCUUGGAUGGCAACACCUCCUUUCUGCCUGAAAACAGCUUUCCAAGCAGAUUCCAGCCAUUCCACGAUGGCUCUGUGGAGCAAAGGCGGCUGGUUGCACUGCUUAUGGCCUUUGUCUGCUCUUUGCCUCGAGAGGUGGAAAUCCCUCAGCUGAACCAACUUAUGCGGGAGCUGUUGGAACUGAGCUGUUGCCAUGGCUGCCCCUUCUCCUCCACAGCUGCUGCCAAGUGUUUUGCAGGACUCCUAAACAAGCAUCCUGCAGGGCAGCAGCUAGACGAAUUCCUCCAGCUGGCUGUGGACACAGUGGAGGCGAGCCUGGGCUCUGGGCCCUCUCGUAGGCAGGCCUUCACACUGCUGCUGUGGGUAACAAAGGCGCUAGUGCUCAGAUACCAUCCUCUCAGCUCCUGCCUUACAACCCGGCUCAUGGGCCUCCUGAGUGAUCCAGAACUAGGCCCAGCAGCAGCCGAUGGCUUUUCUCUGCUCAUGUCUGACUGUACUGAUGUGUUGACUCGCGCUGGCCACGCCGAGGUGCGGAUCAUGUUCCGCCAGCGGUUCUUCACAGACAAUGUGCCUGCUUUGGUCCAGGGCUUCCAUGCUGCUCCCCAAGAUGUGAAGCCAAACUACCUGAAGGGCCUGUCCCAUGUCCUUAACAGGCUGCCCAAGCCUGUGCUGUUGCCAGAGCUGCCCACACUUCUCUCCUUGCUGCUGGAGGCCCUGUCCUGCUCUGACUGUGUGGUCCAACUCUCCACGCUCAGCUGCCUUCAGCCUCUCCUGCUGGAAGCACCCCAGGUCAUGAGUCUUCAUGUUGAUACCCUCGUCACCAAGUUUCUGAACCUCAGCUCCAGCCCUUCCAUGGCUGUCCGGAUCGCGGCUCUGCAGUGCAUGCAUGCUCUCACUCGCCUACCCACCCCGGUGCUGCUCCCCUACAAACCACAGGUGAUCCGAGCCUUAGCCAAACCCUUGGAUGAUAAGAAGAGACUGGUGCGCAAGGAGGCCGUAGCAGCCAGGGGAGAGUGGUUUCUGCUGGGGAGCCCUGGCAGCUGAGCCCUUGGUCCUGGUCUAGACUGUUCUGUCAGACAAUCUUACCUGGAAUUACUAAUUCUUGGCUAUCCUGCUCAAGGCAAGGAGACCACUGGACUGCCUUCCCCAUGGACACAGCACAAAUGCCGGCCCUCUGUUGCAUGGCUAUAUAAGAAACCUAGAGUCCUGGUUUCUCAUGGAUUUCUGAUGGAGCCAAGCGUAAAACUACUUGGGUUUGGAGAAAAGUCUUAGGUCAAGAAAAGGGAGAUAUGCUGCUGAGGUGUGAAUGCAGAUGAACAUGGCCCAAGGACCAGGGAUGGUGGAUAUGUGUGUACCUGCUGGAGAAUAAACAUUUCUUUUGGUAAUGGGGCUAUCUGUCAGAUAUU